Messenger RNA from Aspergillus homomorphus CBS 101889, 839 nucleotides. RefSeq names its product 5-formyltetrahydrofolate cyclo-ligase. NCBI's taxonomy places the organism in Eukaryota, Fungi, Ascomycota, Eurotiomycetes, Eurotiales, Aspergillaceae. The transcript has 3 exons. Gene Ontology annotation, cellular component: mitochondrion. Gene Ontology annotation, molecular function: 5-formyltetrahydrofolate cyclo-ligase activity. Gene Ontology annotation, biological process: tetrahydrofolate interconversion; folic acid-containing compound biosynthetic process. Bases 97 to 819 code for a protein of 240 amino acids. The record is from RefSeq and is a predicted model, not a curated record.
CUUACCUAUAUUUAACCUCUUCCAUCUCCAUAAAGAUCUACGGGUGAUCCGCCCAUCAAUUCACCAUUUUCGUCGCUCUAUCACUCAAUCGCAAGGAUGAUGGCUGGUCUACAGGCAGCAAAGAAGGACCUCCGGCGGAGAAUGCGGGAUGCGCUGCACAAGAUCCCCGCCGACUCCAUCGACAAUCAAUCCAGAGUCGCCACCAAUAGGUUGUUAGCCCUCCGGGAGUACCAGGAUGCAAGGAGAAUAGGAGUUUACCUCUCCAUGCCGGCCGGAGAAUUGUCCACCACAGCCAUCGUUCGGGACGCUCUGGCGAGUGGUAAGGAGGUCUUUGUGCCAUAUAUACACAAGCUAGAGUUGUCGGAGCAGUCAAGGACCUCCGUGAUGGACAUGCUAUUGCUAGAGUCGAUGGAGGAGUUUGAGUCUCUGGAACCCGACAAAUGGGGGAUCCCGUCGCUGUCGGAGGUCCAAGUCCUCAGUAAGAGGAACUGUUUCGGAGGCAAAGGAGUCUCGCCUCAACCAGAAGACGCUACGAAAGGGCCCUACGGACUGGAUCUGAUCGUGAUGCCAGGAAUGGCCUUUGACGGGGGCCUCAGAAGAUUAGGACAUGGUAAAGGUUAUUAUGACCAUUUUCUGACGAGGUAUUCCAGAGAGGUAGCCGCAAGCGAGUCAACGAAGCCGAAGUUGCCCUUCCUCGUUGCCCUGUCUCUCAAAGAGCAAAUGCUUCCCCCGACUGAAGAGAUACCGGUGGCGGAUCAUGACUGGCCUGUAGACAUGCUCAUUGUCGGCGACGACCGGUGCCUGGCGCGCCGAAACUGAUUCUUUCCCGGACUAGCGAG